This is a messenger RNA of Coturnix japonica (Japanese quail), 2085 nucleotides long. Lineage: Eukaryota; Metazoa; Chordata; Aves; Galliformes; Phasianidae. The record is from RefSeq and is a predicted model, not a curated record.
CUAGUACUAUGGACAAGAGGGCUGUAAACAGCCUUGGCACUAGAGAGCUGGCUGCAGAGCUCUGGGUACCAUUCCCUUUAUCCAGGUUUCUGAUUGUCCUUGCUAAGGGCUGUUUAAUAGCUCUGGCAUUUUUUCUUUUCCUUACACUUCAUGUUAGCACCAUUUCCUUUCCUCCAUGUCAGACUGGAAGUGGUACAGCAGCUGGUACAACAAAUAGUUGCGUCACAACCUCUUCUAGAAACUUCUGCUGAGUUGAUGGCCGUUCUUCCUUUCAUUUGAUGCUUCCAGAGACUGCAUCCAACAUCCAAUAAAAAGAUAAAUUUCUGUCACUGGUCAAUGCAUCGCAUGUAUUCAGCAGGAGCAGAAAUCAAAGAAGGUCACUGCGGUUAAAAAGAUGUAAUGAUGGAGUUUAUUUCGGAGGCGUGGCUGAUGUUCUGGAAAUAUCUGCAACCAAUAUCUUCUGUAAGAGGAGCUAUGGAGCCUUCAAUAUAAAUUGAAGGCAGAAAUCAAAGGGCAAAAGGGGCGAGUGAAUGCAAUUUUGUAUUUUGGUUUUUAAUCUGUUUUUCAGCUGGUUCUGCUCACAUACAGUGACUGACCUGAGCUAGGCUGCUGCAGCCUUUCCCGUUACAUUAGCAAGGCUCUUGACCCUGAUACUGCAUCUAAUUUUGCUGGGUUGGGUGGCUGGCUGGGGAGCUGCCAUCUAAUCUGCUCCUUGUUGUCCCCUGCAGAUCUUCCACAUGACCUACGAUCUGGCCAGUGCUGUGGUGAGGAUCGUUAACCUGAUUGGGAUGAUGCUGCUGCUGUGCCACUGGGAUGGCUGCCUCCAGUUCCUCGUGCCUAUGCUGCAGGACUUCCCUGAUGACUGCUGGGUAUCCCUCAACCGCAUGGUGAAUGACUCCUGGGGGAAGCAGUAUUCCUAUGCGCUGUUCAAGGCAAUGAGUCACAUGCUCUGCAUUGGGUACGGGCAGCAGGCGCCCGUUGGCAUGUCAGAUGUGUGGCUCACUAUGCUGAGCAUGAUUGUCGGUGCCACCUGCUAUGCCAUGUUCAUCGGCCAUGCCACAGCCCUAAUCCAGUCUCUGGACUCCUCGCGGCGUCAGUACCAGGAGAAGUACAAGCAAGUGGAGCAGUAUAUGUCCUUCCACAAGCUCCCUGCAGACAUGCGACAGCGCAUCCAUGAUUACUACGAGCACCGCUACCAGGGGAAGAUGUUUGAUGAAGAGAGCAUCCUGGGAGAGCUGAGUGAGCCCCUCCGAGAGGUGAGGGAGGUGCAUGUUCCCACCAUCUCUGGCAGCUGUGCACUGUCCUGUCCCCAUGGCUUGCAGAGGCAGCAGUGCAGUAUGCAGACCCUGCCAUGUGCUCAUUGCAUGAAUGGUUGCAUCUUGGCAGUUCUUGAGCCCAUGGCAAUGUUGGAGAGGAGCAGCAAGUUACAAGACAGGUCAUGUCAGUGAGGAUAAGACAGCCACGUGCUUUGAAUCCUUUUAGGAGAGACUUUGCUUACUUUCAUAGCCCUGGCUGGCUAUAUAGCACACAGAAGUACCCUCUGCCCCUUUGUGUCCAUAAGGGCACUGUCAGAUCUCUCCAGCAGAUUCUGGUGGGGAUGUGGAGGUGAUUUUCACUCCCCUUCCUGCAGCGUUUGAUACUCCAAACUUUGCCCUUUUUGUUUGUACAACAGACAUAAGCAUCUUAAUCCUGCUGAGCUCUCCCUUCUUCAGUCACUCCUGUCCUUUAUUCCUAUGCAGUGUAAGGGUCUGUGGUCCUUGCACUGCAGAGUCAAUACUAUGAAUGAAUACCCUGGGAUUUUUGAGAAUGGCAUGAUGUCUAAAAGGGGAACCCUGGAAGAGAAGUCCCAGUAAGGAGAAGACAUAUGUUUCCCCUGCCCUCCUUCCUGCUCCAGUCAUCCAGAUCCUCCUCCUGUGCUUGACUGGGGAGCCUUGUGCUGGGUGAUGUACUCAGUAUCACUUUGCUGCCUUCUGAGUCUGAGCUGACAUGGCACAGAGCAGCUCCUGUGCAAUGGAAAAUGCUGUCAUACCCUCUGAGUGACACCAAGCCGCAGGAAGAGGCACAGUCCCCGUCUGCUCUGUGACA